AUGUUUAUAACAUUGCAUUAUGUUUAUAACAUUGCAUUAUUAUGUCUGUCUUCAACGCUUCCCUGCUUCCCGCGAAAAAUAAGCAACUUAAGGUUACUAAGUAAUUGUUACAAAUAUUUCAUUAAUAAGUUAUCUACAGCCCAAACCAUGUUAUCAAUUCAUAAUUUCGAUCACGCUGGCUCGGCGUUCAAUGCCGUUGUUACUAUUCAAUUCGAUUCUGGCCUCAAGUCCACUUUCAAUUUGAUGUAUCUGUUAGACAAUUGCACAUCCCCUGAAUGUCAGCACCCCGAAACUAAACAAAGAACCAUCGAUAUAUUCAACGGGGAUGAUAUAAAGGUAAAUCGCGGGUUUGAAGAGGCCAAUAAGGUCGUCCAACAUCUUUUCGACAAUACAAAGCUUGAGGUUAAGAAUAACAAAUUAAUAUGCCACUGGUUCUCAGGCCAUCAUUCAGAGUUCCCACGAGAGUGGCUGAUUUCUCAUUCCUAUGCCCCUAAACUUUAUACUCAACGAAGUCUAUUGCCGGAGACAGCUUGUUGGGAUACUAACAGGUUCGCGGAAAUUGCUGAUCAUGGCCACAAGUAUACGUAUGGUCAACUAGCAGAAACCUUGCCUCAAUUUCUCAGAGAGGUCUACACGUACGGAUUUGGAUUUGUGAAUGACGUUCCUGUGAGCCUGGAAGCCACGCGCGAAGUCUCGGAAAUGAUCUCGAUCAUCAGACCAACCCACUACGAUUUAGGGGUCUGGGAUUUCACGUCUGAUUUGGCGAAAAAUGAUACCGCGUACACAAGUCUGGCCAUUGACAUGCAUACGGAUGGAAAUUACUGGAAUGAACCACCGGGCCUGCAGUUAUUCCACCUUCUCGAACACUCAGGAGGUCAAGGGGGUGAAACCCGCAUAGUAGACGUUGCCAAGAUCGUUGAGAUUUUGGUGAAUCUUUCAAAAAGCGAUGCAGCCUGGAAAACUGCAUAUGAAGUGCUUACCACGCAGCCCAUCUCGUUCCACCAGGCUGGUGAAAAAGGUGCGUGUUACACUCAAAAUAAUAAAUGCAUACUUUCCGUCUCGAAAACAGGUCAAUUACAGCAGUGUCGCUGGAACAAUAGCGAUAGAUCCCCUCAAUUUCCAACCCCUACUUUAUUUCCAGUUGGAAAAAUAUAUGAGGCGCUGUUCCGCUUUAACUGCUUGAUCAACGAUCCUAAAAACUACGUUCAGUUCCAGUUGACCCCAGGUAAGAUUCUGGUGUUCGAUAAUUGUAGAGUGUUACACGCAAGAAAUUCUUUUACGGGAUAUCGGCGCUUAUGUGGCUCAUAUUUAACUCGCGAUGACUUUUUGGCAAGGCUGCGAGGCAUAAUUAACGAUAGAAACGCGAUUCUAGAUGCCUUGUAA
Molecule: messenger RNA, 1383 nt
Organism: Lachancea nothofagi CBS 11611
Lineage: Eukaryota; Fungi; Ascomycota; Saccharomycetes; Saccharomycetales; Saccharomycetaceae
Source: the annotation of a GenBank genome assembly